AUGUCUUCUGCUCGAUACAGUAGUAUGCUCGCGAAGUGUCGAGUACUCGUGCUGGGUGGCUCUUCGGGAAUUGGCUUCUCCGUAGCUGAACAUGCCCUGUCUCUAGGCGCGAUUGUCACCAUUUCCUCUUCGCGCCAAGCCAAGCUGGACAAGGCCCUGGAGCGACUGAGGGCUUCGGUACCGGAAUCAUCGGCUUCUGUGGACGGAAUAGUAUGCGACCUGUCCGAUCUUGACUCUAUGCGGCCGAAUCUCGAACAGCUGCUGAAGAGCGUUACGGCCACACAGCUACUGGAUCACAUCGUCUAUACUGCUGGCGACGGCAUCAAGAUCCGACCAGUUUCCGAGCUCGAGGUGCCAGAAAUUCAACGCAUGGGCCAUGUCCGCUUCUUCGGCCCCAUGUUACUCGGCGGACUUGCAAAGGCUUACAUGAAACCUUCCAAGGCGUCUUCGAUUACUCUGACCAGUGGCGUCAAUAUCCAGAAGCCGGGAAAGGGAUGGACUGCGGUUGCGGGCUACGGCGGUGGUACCGAAGGCAUUGCAAAAGGUUUGGCCGUCGAUCUGGCUCCUAUCCGUGUCAACACUGUCAGCCCAGGAGCGGUACACACGGAAUUGUUCGACGGCAUUCCCCAAGACAGACUACCCGCGGUUCUAUCCAGCUUCCGGAAAUCGAGCUUGACUGACAGUGUUGGCACUCCAGAAGAGCUAUCGGAGGCUUAUAUUUACUUGAUGAGGUGCUCGUUCGCGAGCGGCUCAAUAGUUGAAGUGAAUGGCGGAUCAUUGCUAGCAGGGUCUGAUGGUGCCUCCAUAUAG
Molecule: messenger RNA, 810 nt
Organism: Pyrenophora tritici-repentis Pt-1C-BFP
Lineage: Eukaryota; Fungi; Ascomycota; Dothideomycetes; Pleosporales; Pleosporaceae
Product: FabG, Dehydrogenase with different specificities (related to short-chain alcohol dehydrogenase)
Molecular function (GO): oxidoreductase activity
Source: RefSeq, a predicted model, not a curated record